AUGCGAGUUUGGACAAACCUUCAAGCCACUGUGCCGGCAGGAAUUACGCAGUCAGUACUUUUACGAGAUGCUAUGGAACGAUCUGUAGGCUAUGUGAUAGAUCAGUGGUUCCGCACAAACAAUUAUGAGAUGUAUGGAUUUGCUUCUCAUCCAGACUUGCCAAGGACUGUUAACGCCCUUGAGGGGCAGCAUAACGGAUGGAAUGCCAUCUUAAGCUCAACUACAACGCUCAACAAAUUCAUUGAGUUAAUAGCGCGUGAUCUUGAAAAGCAGGGACUAAACAUCCUCCCAAUGUUGACAAAUCAGGCAAUGCCAAAACGUCGCGACUCUGAUGUAGCCAGAGAUGAGAUCAUAACUCGUGGAUCCGAGAAAAUUAUUGAAGAGAUUGCAAGGAGCAUCGUGUUUCCCAUGGAGAAAGUAAAACGGUAAGAAACGAAAGAACUACACUAACAUCUUAUUAUUUUUAGGUUUGCUAGGUUCUGUUCGUAUUUUUGUGGCGCACCGGCAACAGCCCGGCUAACUCAAAGACAGCGAAAGCAAAGAGAAGCCGCCGAGGAGGAUGAAGACGCCGCUAAUAACGAAAAUGAGAAUAACAACUCCGACGGCGACGCAGACGACAUGCCAGAUAUUCCAGAAUGA
Messenger RNA from Bursaphelenchus xylophilus (pine wood nematode), 639 nucleotides. NCBI's taxonomy places the organism in Eukaryota, Metazoa, Nematoda, Chromadorea, Rhabditida, Aphelenchoididae. The record is from the annotation of a GenBank genome assembly.